AUGUCAACAACUCAAAAUAAAGAAGAAUAAUUCCACUUUAAUGCAGAUAUUCAACAAUUGAUGGGUCUCAUCAUUAAUACAUUCUAUUCAAAUAAGGAAAUCUUCCUCAGAGAACUAAUUUCAAAUGCUUCUGAUGCUCUAGAUAAAAUCAGAUACAAAUCUAUUACAGAUCCAGAUAGUGCAGGAUUAAAUGUUGAACCUAAUUUCAAAAUUAAAAUUAUUCCAGAUAAAAAUAAUAACACUUUAACUAUUUAAGAUACUGGUAUUGGUAUGACAAGAGAUGAAUUAAUUAAUAAUCUUGGUACAAUUGCUAAAUCUGGAACAAAGGCAUUUAUGGAAGCACUUAAUUCUGGAGCUGAUAUUUCUAUGAUUGGACAAUUUGGUGUUGGUUUCUAUUCUGCUUAUUUAGUAGCAGAUAAAGUAGUUGUACUUUCAAAAGCAGUUGGUUAAUAAUAAUAUAGAUGGGAAUCAUAAGCUGGUGGAACAUUCUUUAUCUAUGAUGAUAGUGAGAAUCCUAAUUAAUUAACAAGAGGAUCAUCUGUUAUUCUUCAUCUUAAAUAGGAUAAUUUAGAAUUUUUGGAGGAAAAGAGAAUUAAAGAUUUAGUUAAGAAACACUCAGAAUUUAUUGGAUUCCCUAUUGAAUUGUAAAUUGAAAAAACUCAUGAGAAAGAAGUUAGUGAUGAUGAAGAAGAUAAUAAAGAAAAGAAGACAGAAGAGGGAGAAGUUUAAGAGGAGAAGAACAAAGAUGAGAAAAAAAAGAAAAAGAAGAUUAAAGAAGUUACUACUGAAUUUGAAUAAGUUAAUAAGAAUAAACCUUUGUGGAUGAAAAAACCAGAAGAAAUAACAAAAGAAGAGUAUGCAAACUUUUACAAAUCUUUAACAAAUGAUUGGGAAGAUCAUUUAAGUGUUAAAUAGUUUUCAGUUGAAGGUGGUUUAGAAUUCAAGGCUGUACUAUUUAUUCCUAAAAGAGCACCUUUUGAUUUGUUUGAAACUAAAAAGAAAAAGAAUAAUAUCAAAUUAUAUGUUAGAAGAGUUUUCAUUAUGGAUGAUUGUGAAGAAUUGAUUCCAGAAUAUUUAGGAUUUAUCAAAGGAGUUGUAGAUUCAGAAGACUUACCAUUAAAUAUUUCAAGAGAAUUCUUAUAACAUAAUAAAAUAUUGAAAGUAAUUAAAAAGAAUAUUACUAAAAAAUGUAUUGAAAUGUUCUAAGAACUUUCAGAAAAUGCUGAAGACUAUAAAAAAUUCUAUGAAUAGUUCUCAAAAAAUAUUAAAUUAGGUAUUCAUGAAGAUUCUGCUAACAGAACUAAAUUGGCUGAAUUCUUAAGAUUCCACACUUCAAAAAGUGGAGAAGACUAAAUUUCUUUAAAAGACUAUAUUAGUAAAAUGAAAGAAGGAUAAAAAGAUAUUUAUUUCAUAACAGGUGAAUCAAAAGCUUCUGUAGGUGCUUCUCCAUUUGUUGAAAGUUUAAAGAAGAAAGAUUAUGAAGUAAUUUAUAUGGUUGAUCCUAUUGAUGAAUAUGUAAUUUAAUAGUUAAAAGAAUUUGAAGGAAAGAAAUUGAAGAAUUGCAGUAAGGAAGGAUUAGAAUUAGAUUAAACUGAAGAUGAGAAGAAGAAAUUUGAAGAACUUAAAUCAUAAUUUGAAGGACUAUGCAAAUUAAUAAAAGAUAUUCUAGGUGAUAAAAUAGAAAAAGUGUAAUUAGGAUAAAGAUUAGAAUAAUCUCCUUGUGUUUUAGUAACAGGUGAAUAUGGAUGGUCAGCUAAUAUGGAAAGAAUUAUGAAAGCUUAAGCAUUAAGAGAUCCAUCAAUGAGUAGUUACAUGAUGUCUAAGAAAACAUUAGAAAUCAAUGCAUCUCAUCCAAUAAUGACUGAAUUGAAAAAGAAAGCAGAUAAAGAUAAGAGUGAUAAAACUGUUAAAGAUCUUAUUUGGUUAUUGUAUGAGACAGCUUUAUUGACUUCAGGAUUUAGUUUAGAUGAUCCAGCACAUUUUGCUAGUAGAAUUCAUAAGAUGAUAAAAUUGGGAUUAUCUAUAGAUGAUACAACAAUUGAAGAAGAAGAUGAAAAAUUACCAAGUUUAGAAAAGAAAAGUGAAACAGCCAAUACUGAAGCUACCAAAUCAAAAAUGGAAGAAGUAGAUUGA
Molecule: messenger RNA, 2133 nt
Organism: Paramecium primaurelia
Lineage: Eukaryota; Ciliophora; Oligohymenophorea; Peniculida; Parameciidae
Source: the annotation of a GenBank genome assembly